GGGUUGCCAUGACUUGACCUUAUGUGGGUUGGGUGGCUGUUUUUCAUUGUUGCUAAAUUUCUGUUGAGAAAUUGUUUGCGUUUUUUUAAGUGCUAACGCUGUCAUGGGUUGCGGUUGGAAUGACAGCUCCACCCUUUAAUUGUGUUAAAUGUGUACAGUAGGUUCAGUGAAAACUGGCCACUGCUGACAAGAAAUCUGGCCAGUGGAAAUAUUAGCAGUUUGACGCUUGAGUUACCUAUUCUUGCUGGGUCUGACUGCAGUUGGAUCUAUGCUGUGAAGACGCCGAACUACUUAACAGCAGUAUAUUCACCAUGGGUAAUACAACAUCACAUGAACCUCUGGAUGAAUCUGGGGCAGAACUCCCAGCUUUGGAACAAACUACGACUGAAACUCAUACUGAGAUUGUUCAAAAUGGUCCGACUCUUCGAAAACCAAACCCAGUGGAGAACAAGAGUGAUACUGAUAUCCGCAGAAUUAAUUACCUGAUGAAGAAAUUACAUUUAAAGUCUGGAAAAGCCAAAGUAGACUCAGGAGCAGCUGUUAAGCAGGACACCGGGACUUUCACAUCAGAAGCAACGAUGGAGAAAAAUGCUAAUACUAAUGCAGAGGAAAAAGAUCUGGAAAAGUCUACCAAGACAGUCUCCAAGUCCAGGUUUUCCAUGUCUUUUUCUCGUUCUGUACCAGGGCGUACUGAUGACACUUCUACAGGGCCAAUAUCAGGAGCGGCAAAGCUCCAAACCAAUCAAGACAGUGUCUCAGUGAACACUACAUCAGUUGAUAAAGUGAAUCUUCAAGAAUCCUCCCCACAAAAGCAACUGCAGCAGCCUGCAACUGAAUCAUCAGAUGCACCAGAACACGCUGUGAAUGAACCCAAGCAAAAAGAAGUUAGCUUUUUUGAAAAACUGUUCAAACAAGGUGAUAAGGGCAAACAGCAAAAUGAGAAUCAGGGAAAUCUGAAGACUGCUGGAAGUCAGCCAGUUGCUGCCGAUUGUGAAGCUACUGAACUUAUCCAUAGACUGGAUAACGUGCAGCAUUACUUGGAAACUGGUGACGACAACAAGGAUCAUCCAACAUCACCAUAUGAUAACAAAAAAUCUCAAAAUUCAACUUCAAAAUCGUCUGAGAACCUCAAGGAAUCUGAGAAGGAUAAUAAAGCAGAGACAUCUGCAGACGAUAAGUCGGUCAUGAAUUUCUUCAAAACACUUGUCACACCAACAAAGUCUUCUUCCAGGACAGAACUUGACUCAGCGCAGCCAUCAGAUGACAAGUAUUUUUUAUUGCAGGGAAAAGUAAAUGUUGAAUCGAAAGAAGCAGCAGCCAAAUCCCACAAACCAGAACAAAAAGCAGCAGAUCAGGAGAUACCCAAGACAAAUGAAGCAGAAUUUGUUGAUAAAGUAAAACUGGAAAAGACACCAACACAAAGUCCAUUUGGAAAGCUAUUUAAGCAAAAGACCAUCAAGGAAAUACCACAGGUCAGUGCAGUUCGAAAGGACGAACAAGAUACUGCACCUGCUGAAAAAUCUGACAAAAACACAUCCCACUUGCAAAAACAAAUGUCAAAACAGGAAGAUGCAGGCCCUGAAUCUGCACAGAAGUUAAAAUCUGAAGAAGAGGAGAUUAAACCAGCUAAAAAGGGCUUCUUGAACUUCUUCAAACAAACGGACUCGGGCUUGGCAGGUGAUUUGACGAAGAAAGGAGUUGAGACCAGAGAAAAUACAGCACCACCGGCAAAGAAAGGCAAAGACAAUUCCAAACAGAAAACGUCUGCAACAGAAGGCAAUCAAGCAGAACCUCAGAGAGCAAAGUCUGUGGAAGACCUUCCUCCUGCUCAGCAACUGAAUGCUGCUUCAGAGUCAAUACCCAAUGGCAAUAAUAUCAAAGUCAAAGAAACCCCUGCGAAGAGACUCGAAAAGAAGCAAUCAUUUGGUGUGUUCCUAAAACAACUGGGAGGAAGAAAGACAGCAGAUGUUGCUGUGCAAACAGAUCCUGUUGUUAUCUCUCCUGCAGGGAAGACAAAGUGAUACCAAUGUAGUCCUUCAUUCAAGGAAGCUUGGCAACAUGCUUUAAUACUUGGUGAAAUUACAUAUUAUGGACAGCUCUGACUGUCCCUUUUGUAUCUAUCAGCAUUCCAGCCAUGCCCAAGAAUAUAUUUCUGAUCAUAUUUCUAGUAAAUUAAUCAGUGUACUUUCAAAAUGUUUCAGAAUCAUUAAAGCUAUGUGUGAUUUAGAAUACCCAUCAUUUUCUAUGUUUUAGGUCAGUGAAUUGAUAGUUUCACUAAACAUAUUAGUCAUUUAGUUCUAAUUGUUCUUAUACAAGAAUCAGGAGUAAAGUCUACUGUCCAAUACUGGCAAGUUUGCAAGAGGUGGGGCCCAUGAAAUUCACUGGAUGGCCUUCCUUUCAUUCAGACCACAACUUGACAACAGGUUUACGUGGGGUCAGGUCUAAGGACAUCUCCCUGUACUGAUCCCAAAUGUGGGCAUUUAUUGACCACUUAAGGGCCACUUCCUGCUCAUCCUCAAUUUUGAAGCUGUCUGCAGGGGUUCAGGGGCAGCGUGGAAGGCCUGCAGGUUACACUGCUCGAGUGUCAGACUGAAAUAGUCGUAUCUCAUUCAAGGUUUAAGCUGGCCCUUGCUACAGUGAGUUAACCCUCCCCUCCCCACAACCCCCACAUCCCUCACCUUUCAACCAAGGCCCCAGUCUAGGGUUCACACUCCCUCCCCACUCUGAGACACCCCCUGCAUUUAGAAUCCGGGCACUGAUUGUAGUUCUGACCACUGCUUUCAGAGGCACUCUUGGGAUUACAGAGCUACAAAGUCAAUCAAAUUGGGUGGGAUCUCAACCUGAGUGCUAGGCAACCACCCUGAAUUCAACCAAUUAGUGCUCAUUUUGGGGUUGCUGUGAUUGACAGGGAUAUGUCCCCUGUCAGUUCUUCCCAUCUGGGGAGAAAAAACCUGUCCCCAGAGGUGACACACAGUAUAGCAAGUUGUCAGUGUUGCAAGGCACUUAAGCUGCAACAGGUUAAAAUAACAUCACAAAUCAAAGAGUUAAGUUAAAAUAAUGAAUGAACGGUGAGGUAUGCUGUUACCUUGGAGCACAUUCUGAGCCUCAUUGUACAGUGAAAUUUCAGGGAUUUUUAAAGGUUUUAAAUUACAUGUCAGCAAUGGUCAAACAGUGGGUAAUUUUUAAAAAGCUGAUGGGGAGUAUUAUAGUUUGUAUAGAUUAUCUAAUAACAGAUGUGUUUGUAUUAGUAAUGAAUAACAGCUUUUGUGACUUGAAUUAGGUUUACAGAGAGUCUAAACACUGUCAUGUUCAACCAAGUUAGAUCUUUAAUUUUAGUGAUAACUCAACAAAAGACUUUGAAUGGAAUUUUGUGCCCUUCCUUGUUGUGAGUUUGGUGGAGGGAUCAUUUAUUCAAGCAGAAUAGUCAUGUUUAGGGGCUCCCUGAUGCUUACUGUCUACGGCCUUCUGGUCCUGCUGCCAUUUAAGGUCUUUAAUGUCUACUUAAGUAUGUCACUCCUCUACCAUUGGUAUUUACCUAGCAAUGGACAUUUAUCCUGCCAUUCACAGUGCCAGAUAAACAAACUCUCGAUUGCUUGCAGGUUCCAGGAGAUGCUUCAAUCAAAAUCACUCAGAUUGUGAUUAAGGGAGUCAGCAUUCCAAGGAGGGGACAGCCAAGCCUUAGGCUUGCUGCCACCUCCUUCCACCUGUCACUCCAUUCCCUGGUGCCUCGAGAACCAUCUUUCACUAGCAUCCAGGUCCAUGGACAAUACUAGGCUUUGGGUGCAUUUAAUAACUGGCAGCCGCUAAUUGCUUGUCACUUUUUGGUGGGAGCAACCGGUACCCUCCCCACCCCAGUGCCCUUGAUCCCAGGGAAAUCUCAGCACUGCCUGAUUAACCAUGUGAUUGUCCCUUAUAUUCAGGGCCAGUUCCUGAAAAGAGGCAAAGCAGGACUGAUGCUGGCUCUGCACUUGGCACGCAAAACGCUCUGGUGUUUCUAUUAAAUAUUCGUCUACAUCAUAACACCAAAAAAAGCCAAGCAGAGCAAAAUAUUUUAUGCUCCAUUAGUACAACAUGGGAUACCCAAUCCUUAAUUUAUGGAAAGAAUGCAGUAACUUUCUAUUAAUUUCUCAUAUAUUUGUUUUUAACGCAUUUUAUUAACUUUUCAAAUAAUCUGAAGAAACUGUUGAAUGUCUGCAUGAUUGGCAACAGCUGUUGUUUCUAAUAUUGUAAUUUUCAAAAUUUGAAAUUUUCAAUUAAUAUUUGCCAAUAUUUCAGUGGUCUAUACAUUUGGAAAUUAAUUUUAUAAUUCGAUCAAUUAUGUUAACUGACUCAUUGGCAAUGAAAAUCUUAGGAUAAUUGCAGACUACUUAAUUUAGUUUACAUGCCUUAAUUUCCUUUGUCCUAUUUCCUCUAAUUAUUUCAUUAUUAUCCAAGGUCAAUUAAACAAUUUUAAGUUAUGGUCUGGCUACAUGAGUUUUGAAAAGCUUAUCAAACUUAAAACUUCACAAAAAAAUCUUAUAUGUCAUCACAAUAUAAUUAUGCUGUAAAGCUUUCAUCAUGUGUUAAUCGCUGCUAAAACUCAGAGUUCUCUGAAUUGUUGCCAACAAAUUCUGAACUGUUUCUGGGCAUUGCCUUUCAGGCUAUAUAUGUAUUACUUCUGAUUCAUCAGUAUGCAGUUCAUUACUAUUUACAGCAAUUAAAAGUUCUCUCUUUGUACAAACUCCUAUUUGUGUUUCUGUAUUUGAAUAAAGCAAGCUUUUAUCUGAUUGAUAUUAUAUCUUUGGUACUUCUGGUCAAAAUCUGUAGAGUGAUAUCUUGCUUUGUUCAGUUUGCUGUUGAGAUCAAGCAGUGUUUGAUUUAUAGCCUCAGAUGCUUUGUAAAUUAAUUCCCUGUUGCCAAGGAUAAAUUUACUAACUGAAGAGUAACUUAAUAUUGUAUAUUUAAGAUUAUAUUAUAGUUCCUUUUACCCCCUUUUCCUACAAGUGCUGGUGUUGUGUUCGACGGGAAUCAGGUGUCUUUAAGUACCUUACUCAAGCUAAUAAUCAUCAUUGUUGGCCCUAACUGUGAGAGUUGGUAAUCCAUUUAAAUGACAAGAUUUACAGCAAAACACAAACUUCUGCUCAUCUAAUAUCCACAUUUUGGUAUUCCAACAGAAUUUUUCUGAAAAAUGAUCGAGCAGGAAACCAAGAACUUCUUUGAUAGACUUUUUUCUCUAAAUGAAUAUUUUUGUUUUAAAAUUUAUAAAACAAAUGAUAAAAUAUUUGAACUUGAAUGUUUCAGAAUUUGUAAUAAAAUUCAACUUGUUA
Molecule: messenger RNA, 5306 nt
Organism: Stegostoma tigrinum
Lineage: Eukaryota; Metazoa; Chordata; Chondrichthyes; Orectolobiformes; Stegostomatidae
Gene: bcas1
Product: brain enriched myelin associated protein 1
Exons: 12
Coding region: 312-2021 (569 amino acids)
Biological process (GO): myelination
Source: RefSeq, a predicted model, not a curated record